This is a messenger RNA of Botrytis cinerea B05.10, 3335 nucleotides long. RefSeq lists its product as hypothetical. Gene Ontology annotation, cellular component: nuclear inner membrane. Gene Ontology annotation, molecular function: chromatin binding. The record is from RefSeq and is a predicted model, not a curated record. NCBI's taxonomy places the organism in Eukaryota, Fungi, Ascomycota, Leotiomycetes, Helotiales, Sclerotiniaceae. The coding region runs from base 459 to 2138 and encodes 559 amino acids. The transcript has 2 exons.
GACUUUUCCAUCAAAGCUUUGCAAACUCAAGAAACACAAGGAAUCGCAGAGGACGUGAGCGUUACAGAGCAGGAUUCAACGACCCUCACUUAUCCAUUACCCCUCAUCACCUUCAUCUUUCAUCUGGUGUCGUCUGUAAGCUCGCGCCAAAUCAGAAGAUAUUCUGGAUGCAAUUACCAGCUAGCUAGCUAAAUCGAUUGAGACAUAGAAUUGGUGACCGGUACACGAUUCUACGUCAUUGUCAUCGCACACCUCUGCCAAGCAUAUCAACAUACUAAGCCAACUGCCCGUCUCAAAGUAUCUUCUUUAGCCAGAUUUCAAGAAGUGUUUGACCUUUCGCGACCCUUUAUUCAUUUUUAUUCUCCCCCUAUACCCCGUUUUGCUCGCCCACCUGGCUGGAUUGUUACUUCGCAUUCUCAUAACUUGUCAGCACACACAACAGAGAAUAAGCAAACAUCAUGUCAGAUGAACUCAAAUAUCUGCAGGGGGGCUUUGAUCCCUUUACCCUUACAAUACCUCAAAUUCGCUCUAUUCUGGUCACAUAUAAUAUCGACUAUCCAUCCAGUGCGAAGAAAGCGGAACUCGUCGACAUCUUCAACAAGGAUUUAAAACCACAGGCACGAAAGAUACUGAACGAAAGAGCGAGUGCGAAGAGAACGAGUCGAGGAAUUGUUGAUGCGGAUUCGUCACAAGAGAGCAGUACUCAGGAAAGCACAACGGAAAGUACACGGGAAAGUGAUGUAAUCCUGCCACCACCGCGGACACGGGUUGUGAGACAAUCGCCUGCAAAAGUUAGAGCAUCGGUGGAUAUUAGCGAUGAUGAACCAGCGUACAGGAAUACCAGGAGAUCAACUAGGUCUAUCAGCCCAGUAAAGAGAAUGCCUAGAGCUAGUAGUCCUGUGAAAAGGACACCGAAACCGAGCGUUAAACACCCUAGGCAGGAGGAGGAGUCUCUCUCAGACGACGAGGACGUCCCGCAGACUGUGAGAAAAUCGAGAAAAAGUACAACAGUUCAAACGCCGAUGGUUGGGGCAAGAGACAAUCUAGAUGGCGUGGUACAGAGCAAAGACUCGCGAAGAGAAAGCAAUUUCACCCACGACAAUCCUUUUCAAAAGGGCUCGCCACCUAGAAGGCCUAUAUCAAGCCAUGAUAGUAAGAGAAAAAGCUUGGGUGGGAGUGCUAUGAAGGAAAUGGAAAAACGAAGGAACUCGAUUUCGAGAAGACUCACGGCGACUCCACAGGCUAAUAAUGGAAUACACCCACCAACUUCUUCCACUUUCGAAAUUCCUGUUAGUAGGCUGGAUGGCCUGAAUGAUUAUGACGAGAAUGGAGUAGAGAUUAGUGAGGAUUUUACUCCAGAGGCACAAUUCGAGCUCGAGCGUGAGCAACAGAGAGGGCGCACUACAAUUCAACCUCGACGAAAAGCAUCAAGCGGUGUCAGCAUGAGUGGACCUAUUUGGAUGAUUCUUCUUACGUUACUUGGUGGUUAUGCUACUUGGUACAGGCAGGAGAAAAUUGCCGUAGGCUUCUGUGGAGUAGGUAGAGAAGCGCAUGCGAUAAUACCCAUCAAACCAGAACUUCCGGACUGGGUACAAAUAAUCGCCGAACCGCAGUGCGAUUUUUGCCCACAGCAUGCUUAUUGCAAUGCCAACUAUGAAGUUCAGUGCGACCAAGAUUUCAUUCUUAAGCAUCAUCCUCUCUCAUUAGGUGGAUUCUUACCACUUCCGCCAACUUGUGAACCUGAUGGUGAGAAACAGAGGCGCGUCAAAGCUGUAGCAGAUCGAGCUGUUGAGGAAUUAAGAGAAAGAAGAGCAAAAUGGGAAUGUGGUGAUUUGACAGAUGAAGCUGGUGUACCCGAACCGACCGCUGAGAUUGAUGCCGAACUUUUGAAGAAAGAAGUUAGCCAAAAGAGGAGAAAGGGCAUGGGAGAGGCCGAAUUUGAGGAAUUAUGGCUUGGUGCUAUCGGAGAGAUCAAAGGGAGAGAUGAAGUAGUCGUCGGUGCUGAUGGGUUAAACAUCCCCGUUGUAGAUCAAACACCCUCACAAGUACGUCACUCGCCCGUCUCCCCCUCGUCUGCGCCGUCAAGCGAUCCUUCAGAAACACAUUGGCAAGAUAUUAUCUCGAAAUUGGAUCUCUAGCUCUAGCCUCUAUUCUCUUCCUCUCCGCCCGCUCAUCGAUUCGUAGUCAUGCAGCUACAAAAGCUGCAAUCCCUGCUUUGGUCUCACUCACUCUUCAACGUCUCGCUACUCAAGCAUCCCUUCAUGCAUCCGACCCAGAUGGGUUUAAAGAUGGUUGGAUCAGUAUAGGCCAAUUAAGAGACGACGUUCUCCGCGAUGAACAUAGUUUGAAAAAGCGAGAACAAAUUUGGACGAAAGUCAAGAAAGUAGUGGAGAUGAAUUCGAAUAUUAGAUCUAUGCAAAGGGAGAGUCAAAAUGGUGAGAUCUCAAGAGUCUGGGAGUGGAUUGGUGCGUUGGAGGAUGUGGAUGGCAGUGUUAGGAGAAGGAAAAGUGGGAGAGGAGGUUGGAGUACGCCGGGGAGGGAGCGAGACGAUAGGGAGGAAUUGGAGAAUACAAUUACACCUAGGUGGGAGGAACCAGGUUCGAAGGGUGUUUAUGCUUGAGGUGUGAGGGUAUUUAUUAGGAGUCUUUCUUUCAUUCAAUUCAAGAAAAAAACUUGGUAACGUUUCAUUCUUGAAUAUCGAUAUCCAGAUUUCCUUUUUGUUGUUUUAAAUUUUUGGAUUGUAAGAACUGGUGAGCGUGAUGAGUACAUGUAGCGAUGAGGUGAUGGUAUUAGCGGGCAGGCAUCUGUUUCCAAGAUCUAAUUGUUGGGACUGGGAACGUUAUUCAUAUCCUUUUCAUCGAUGAGCCGGAUAUCUUGAUCUCUUUCCCAUUAUGUGUUGGCUGGUCGAUGAUUAUUUAUUGAUUGAUUGGUUAAUUGUUUCGAGUGAGUGAAUGAAUAAGUGGGCGGCGGGCGGUGGGUGGUAACUAAUAAGUGUGUAUGUAUGGAUGGGGGUUUGGAGAGAUCUUGAUUUUUGAUAUUGUUUGUGACUUUUCUUAUUUGAUCUGAUCUGGUUUGGUUUGAUUUGAUUCUUAUAUUAUGGCGGUGCGGACUUAGUACUGUAGGAGAUAGGAAUGAGAAGGGAUAGACGAUGGGAUAGCUGGAUUGGGAGGAGGGGGUGUGGAGAGAUGGAGAGAUGGAGAGAUGGAGAGAUGGAGAGAUGGAGAGAUGGAGAGAUGGAGAGAUGGAGAGAUUGUAAUGUAAUAUAUGUAGUACAUGAUGUAGUUAGUAUAUAAUCCAAUACUAUUAUAUUAUAAUAUAACACACACACUGUAACA